AAAAGAACAAAGUUAACUCCAACGCCCGCCGUGUGACAGAUCACCGAUGGUCACGUGUCCGCGUCUCCGCAAUUGCGGCACAGCACCUACCCUAGUCUAAAGAGUGGGCUGAUCAACGGCUGGCCUCAUUCACUAAAACCUUGCCUAGCACGACGAGCCAGGGACAUUUCUUCGUACACAAAUUUCUACGACGAAUUAGUUAUUGGUGUUGGCGCUGUUGCUACGUUCGGACUCAGGAAGCAAGCCCCGCCAUAAUGGCCGAUAAUCCAUCAGAACCACCAUCUAAGAGGCAGUGUUUGGGAACAGACUGUGAAAAUGAUGCUGGGUCUUUACAGUGCCCAACGUGUCUGAAGAUAGGCGUGACAGACAGCUACUUCUGUUCCCAAGAUUGCUUCAAGAGGAGCUGGAACGAACACAAGACCCUUCACAAAACAGCCAAAGAUAAACCCCAAGUUGCCACUGGACCUCACAAUCCCUUCCCAACGUAUGCCUUCACCGGUUCCGUCCGACCAGUCUAUCCGCUUUCCGCGAGACGAGCCGUUCCCAAAUCAAUCAAACACCCCGACUGGGCCAAAACCGGCAUACCCAGGGGUGAACAGCGCCUGCACAGCACCAAGAUCGACAUCCUCGACGCCAAAGGCCAGGAGGCAAUGCGAAAAGUAUGCCGACUAGCUCGAGAAGUACUCGACAUCACGGCGGCGGAGCUCAAGCCCGGCAUCACCACCGACUAUCUCGACGAAAUAUGCCACAACGCGUGUGUGGAGCGGAACUCAUACCCCUCUCCCCUAAACUACAACCACUUCCCCAAAUCGCUCUGCACAUCCCCCAACGAAGUAGUCUGCCACGGCAUCCCAGACCACCGCAUCCUCCUCGACGGCGACAUCCUCAACCUCGACAUCUCGCUCUACCACGGCGGCUACCACGCCGACCUCAACGAAACAUACUACAUCGGCGACCGCGCAAAAGCAGACCCAGACUCCGUCCGCGUCGUCGAAACAGCCCGCGAGUGUCUCGACAAAGCAAUCGAGCUCGUCCGGCCCGGCAGACCGAUUCGAGAAUUCGGCCACGUGAUUGAGAAACACGCCAAGUCGCGCAACUGCAGCGUGGUCGCGACUUGGGGCGGACAUGGGAUUAACACGGAGUUCCACCCCCCGCCGUGGAUUCCGCAUUAUAGCAAGAAUCGCGCUGUGGGCGUGUGCAGGCCCGGUAUGACCUUCACGAUUGAACCGAUUCUUACCCUGGGGAAACCGCGUGAGGUGCAUUGGCCGGAUAAGUGGACGAAUGUUACUGUUGAUGGGAAGCGGACUGCGCAGUUUGAACAUACUUUGCUUGUUACGGAGACGGGGGUGGAGGUCUUGACGGCGGGGAAUGAGAAUUCUCCGGGGGGUGCGAUACCGAUGCCGACAACGAGCACGAAGGAGAAGUAGAGGCUGAUGACGCAUCAAACGCGUAGUCUGGGUGGUCAAUGCCGGGUAAAGUUCUCUAUUAGGGCGUAAAGGUAUGAUGAUAUGAACUGGGUUUGCAAAGAAGGAGAGCCGCGAGGCUUCGUAACACAUAGCCUAUAUCGCCUACAUCACUACGAGGAAUUCGUCAGGAAACACAUACAAUUUCAACACGAUCAGAAGAAAAGCGCGUUGAACCCAUCACUAGGAAAUUUCCC
Molecule: messenger RNA, 1660 nt
Organism: Dothidotthia symphoricarpi CBS 119687
Lineage: Eukaryota; Fungi; Ascomycota; Dothideomycetes; Pleosporales; Dothidotthiaceae
Product: methionine aminopeptidase 1
Exons: 5
Coding region: 255-1427 (390 amino acids)
Biological process (GO): proteolysis
Molecular function (GO): metalloaminopeptidase activity
Source: RefSeq, a predicted model, not a curated record